This is a messenger RNA of Cylas formicarius (sweet potato weevil), 1892 nucleotides long. Its product is annotated as photoreceptor-specific nuclear receptor-like. Gene Ontology annotation, molecular function: zinc ion binding; RNA polymerase II cis-regulatory region sequence-specific DNA binding; nuclear receptor activity. The transcript is spliced from 9 exons. Lineage: Eukaryota; Metazoa; Arthropoda; Insecta; Coleoptera; Brentidae. Bases 1 to 1404 code for a protein of 467 amino acids. The record is from RefSeq and is a predicted model, not a curated record. Gene Ontology annotation, biological process: anatomical structure development; cell differentiation; positive regulation of transcription by RNA polymerase II.
AUGGAUAAGGUGACCCAGUCGUCGCUUCUGCCGAUCCACCAACCGUGUUCGCCAGAUAAUCACAUUCAUCCGACCGACCUACGCACGUCACCUGGUAACGUCGACUGUUACGCUUCUGAAAACGACCAUCCGCUCGCGCUGUGUUUGCCCAACUCGCAGACGUUGGUGCAGGCCUCCAGGACUCCGCCUCCACCUUGGAGCGUGCCUACGAAGAAGGGCACCCCCGGCCUAAUAUGCGUCGUAUGUGGCGACACCAGUUCCGGUAAACAUUACGGCAUACUGGCCUGUAACGGGUGCUCCGGAUUUUUCAAGAGAUCGGUCAGAAGAAAAUUGAUCUAUCGAUGUCAGGCGGGCACCGGACGUUGCAUAGUCGACAAAGCACACCGAAACCAGUGCCAGGCGUGCAGGCUUAAAAAAUGCCUGGCCAUGGGCAUGAACAAAGACGUUAUAUUACUUGCUGUACAAAAUGAGAGGCAACCGAGAAACACCGCUACCAUCCGACCGGAAGCCUUAAGGGACAUGAGCGCAGAACAGGAAAGGGCACUGCGGGAGGCUGCCGUGGCAGUGGGAGUUUUUGGCCCACCUGUGUCAUUAACGAUGGCUCUAUCACCGGCAAGGUACGGCCACAGUUUGCUGCCCCCCAUGCAGCAGCCUGCCCUACCCCCUACCAGGGAGCCGAGUCCGAAGGAUAACAGCGACAACGAUGAAGAAAGUAUAGACGUGACUAACGAAGAGGACGACACGCCCUCGUCAGGAUGCGGGGUGUCCUCUAGUAGCGGCCCGGUGAGGCCGGAACCGCAACCCGCAAACCUGGCAAGCUUGUACCCUGCCGCCCACGAAACCAUAUACGAAACGUCUGCCAGACUUCUAUUCAUGGCCGUCAAGUGGGCUAAAAACUUGCCCAGUUUCGCGAGUUUGCCCUUUCGAGAUCAGGUAAUCCUGCUUGAAGAGGCGUGGAGCGAAUUAUUUCUGCUAAACGCCAUCCAAUGGUGCAUGCCUCUCGACGUUAACGCUAGUCCGCUGUUCAACCCCAACGAGCACACCAAAAACGGAACCUCUGUCUCCGAAAUCAGACUUCUCACGGAUACCCUGAUUCGCUACAAGUCGGUGCACGUGGAUCCGGCCGAAUUCGCUUGUUUGAAAGCUAUCGUUUUGUUCCGAGCCGAAACCAAAGGCCUGAAGGACCCCAGCCAGAUCGAAAACCUACAGGAUCAGGCCCAGGUAAUGCUUUGGCAACAUUGCAGAACCCAACUCCCUGGCCAGGUCGCCAGAUUCGGUAGACUGCUGCUGAUGCUACCUCUGCUCCGACUCGUGCCAGCCUGCAGGAUAGAAGCGGUUUUCUUUCACAAAACAAUAGGGAACACGCCCAUGGAGAAAGUGCUGUGCGACAUGUACAAAAAUUAGACAGGCGCGACGUUCUGUGUCGUCUUAAUGGGCCAAAUCUGGGAUCCAAUAAAGCACGUACCUAGCAAAAAUAGGUAAUUUGAUAAAUAAUGAUGCACCGAAUUUUAAUAAAUGCUCGAGAAAAAGAAAUAAAGCUGGCUGCGUGUGUUCGAAAGUUUUCGAAAUGAUCACAACUAAUCUUCGGGCAUUGAAGUGAAAAUCGCAAACCUGGAAGUUUCCAAGUUGACAUUUGUUGGCCCAAUAACCCUGAGAGUUCUGCCCAUAGCAGUAAAUACAAAAAAAGGUUUCAUAUUGUUUGAGUUUUUAUUUUAUAUUUUUUUACGUUUAAACUGAUCGAAAUAUAUCGACUUGCACUGCAACAGGUUUCUACGAAUUAGUAUUUGAAUACGGUUGUUUAAAAAGCGUAAAUGAAUGUAACUGGUGUAAAAAAAAGUAGAAUGUGUAGUUUAGAGUAAAUGUACCAUUUGUAUAUAACGUGAUGUCCUCAA